GGCGCACUCGCUAGCAGACGAGCCACUCUUCCGUUGAGGUGACGUGUCUGUAGCACCGCUGCUCUUUUUCCUCAGGGUUGAGUGAGUAGAGGUGGAUUCAGCUGCCUAGCGAUCAACAUGAGCGUUAUAACAGCGAUUUUGGCUCUUUGUCUGAGCCUUUGUGCAGCUGAGACUUGCACAGACCCAGCCAUUUCUCCGUCUUCAUACACGACGACAGACGCGCUCAUCUCCUCCGAGACCGUCUUCAUCGUUGAGUUGAGUCUGGCGUGCGCAAACGGAGCUCAGAGUGUUGCUCUUUAUGCAGACGUCAAUGGCAAGCAGUUUCCUGUGACCAGAGGCCAAGAUGUUGGCAAAUACCAGGUCUCAUGGAGUGUUCCUCAUAAGCAGGCCAGCUCAGGCACAUAUCAGGUCAAAUUCUUCGACGAGGAGUCUUACAGUACUCUAAGAAAGGCUCAGAGAAACAAUGAAGAUGUUGAUGUUAUCAAGCCUUUGUUCUCUGUCAGUGUGGAUCACAGGGGUGCAUGGAAUGGUCCCUGGGUGUCCACGGAGGUCUUGGCUGCUCUGAUUGGCAUUAUGGUCUACUACCUGGCCUACAGCACCAAAAGUGCAAUCCAGGCUUGAGAUGAGAAGAAAAGUCAAUUUUCCACCACACUGUUCAAACUGGUCUUGAGGCAUUCCCCAUUCCCUAACAUUAAUUAUAAUAGCCAAAGUUGGUGUUAUGUUCUUUUUUUUUUUUUUAAACAAAGAAAUACAAAUUUUCAUUUGUGCUAUUAAUAUUAAACCUCAGAAAGACAAAGACUGAGGUGAUUUAUCUGUGACUUAUCAUCAUAGUCCAGUUCUCUAUUGUGAAGUGUCCCAAAUAUCGAUGAAAUUAAUUGACUAUGGGAAUAAACAAUUUUCUC
Molecule: messenger RNA, 902 nt
Organism: Sinocyclocheilus grahami
Lineage: Eukaryota; Metazoa; Chordata; Actinopteri; Cypriniformes; Cyprinidae
Product: translocon-associated protein subunit delta-like
Exons: 6
Coding region: 118-621 (167 amino acids)
Cellular component (GO): endomembrane system; endoplasmic reticulum; membrane
Source: RefSeq, a predicted model, not a curated record